UUUAGUUUUGAUUAAUUAUGAUGGUCUUCUCGUUCUAAGAGAACGAGAUGCAAGAUGGUAUCAACCAAUAUGGUAUCAGCAUUCAUUGUGUUGCAGUAUUUCAUUUUUAAUAAUUUAUUUUGCACUUAUAGUAGUAAUGAUUGUCUUAUUGAUUGGUUUGCAUAUAAUAACUCAUGCUAUCUUCUCAGCAACGAUUAUAAAAAUUGGACAGAUUCAGAUUUAUUUUGUAAAAAGUAUGGAGGAAACUUGUUAAGUAUUGAAAAUGAGGAAGAAAAUUUUUUUAUUGUUUCAAGAAAAGUGCCUCUUUAUGUUAGUUACUGGAUCGGACUUAACGCUAUCCAAAAUAAUUCAACUUUUGCAUGGUCUGAUCAAUCACCUUUGACGUAUAAAAAGUGGCUCCCUAAUGAACCUAAUAGAUACACCCCGGAUGAAGAUUGUGUGGAAACUUAUUACAAUGGCUGGAAUGACUUACCUUGCGACCGUGUCCUUAAAUACAUCUGCAAAGCUGAGGCAAAAGCAAAAAGAUCUACAACAACAACAGACAUUGUAACUCCAAUAUCAACUAACAAUGAGGCUUUAACUUCAAAUGUUCCAGUAACAAUAAACAGUGCAUCUUCAAUUUUAAUAAACACUGAAACUUCAACUACAAAAGAUAAAAGAUCAUCAGUCACUGCUGCUAUUUCAAUCCCAGUGUCAGUUAUUCUUUUUAUACUUGCUCUCGUUGUUGUUUUAUUAAAAGUAUCUAAAAGACGAAAUAAGAAUCAAUCUUUUUGGGAUACAAGAUCUUACUCAAUGAAACAAUACUAUAAAAGCAAAAAGAAAGCAGAUGAAUGGGAAGUAUCUCAAAACAGCAUCACUUUCAUGGAAAAGAUUGGUGAAGGAGCACAUGGUACUGUGUUUCUUGCAAAAUUAAAUGAAAAGGUUUUUAUGAAAUCAAGAUAUACCAAUCAAAAACUUGGAACAGAAAAACAACUAAAGAAUAUCAAGGAAAAUGUAAAUGUUGCAGUAAAGGUUUUAAAAGUAAAGAAUUACUAUGAUGUUUUAUCCAAUAUUUAUUUUGCACUUGUACCUAACUUUGAAGGUGCAAAUGAUUCUCAAGUGUACGAUUUCUAUGGAGAAAUAAAUCUGAUGAAAGAAAUUAAAUAUAAUAAAAAUAUUGUUAAUAUGAUAGGCUGUUCUACAAUUCAGAAACCAUUUUUUUUAAUUGUUGAGUAUAUGCAAAAUGGAGAUUUGCUGAAUUUUAUGAGAAAUAGACGCAAUAAGCUUUGCGUAUCUAAGAUUGAUGGGGAGUCAUCUAUGAACUUUAUAUAUACAGCAAGUUAUCAACAAUAUCUUGAGACAGCUGAUGUGAAACCCAUAAAUUCACGUGUGCCAAAUAAUAAUUCUUUAGACAGCAAUGAAGCAAUAACCCCUGAUGAUCUGCUUAGUUUUGCAUGGCAGAUUGCAUCUGGAAUGGAAUACCUUUCAAGUAUAAAACUGGUACAUCGAGACUUAGCUGCAAGAAACGUUUUAGUUGGCGCUGGAAAAAAUGUAAAAAUAUCCGAUUUCGGUUUAACUAGAAAAGUAAACGAUGAACAAGUUUACGUGAGCAUGCACACUCGGCGUUUACCUCUCAAGUGGAUGUCAGUUGAAGCUAUAUUUGAUCAGUUGUUCACAUCUUUCAGUGAUGUAUGGUCGUAUGGUGUUGUCUUAUUUGAAAUAGUUACGCUGGGAGGUACACCUUAUCCAACUAUUGGUAAUCGUGAACUUCUGUCUCUUUUAAAGACUGGUUAUAGAAUGGAUCGGCCAGAAAAUUGUUCUGAAAUUAUGUAUGACAUCAUGCUGCACUGUUGGAAUGAAGAUCCUUUACAGCGACCUACUUUCAGAGAAUUGAGCAAGCAUCUUGAAGAAAUAAUAUCGCGAGGAGAACGUUACUUUACGUUUGACGUUGACGAAAAAAAUAUUUAUUACAACGUUGCCUCCUUUAAUAGUCUUCCCCCUGAAAUAGAUGAUGAUGUUUUAGAAGAUAUGUUAUUUAAAAAAACCUCGCUAGUAAUUGAUGAACCAGUUUUAAUAACACACCAGCCGUCAGCAAGGUACGCAAAUAUGGAAUCUUUGAAAUCGGUGCAUAACUCUAAAUCUGUAUUCGGUUUUAACAAUUUAGCAUUCAAUAAUGAUAUAUCUGAUACUGUUUACAAAGUAUAGCCUGGUUUCACGUGGUUUCCUAGUAAAGAGAGUAGUAACUGUGAUUUUAUAAACAAACUGAAAGAAAGCCUUUUUUACAGUAAAAUUUAUAAAAACAACAGUAGAUUCUUGUUAACUCGGA
Molecule: messenger RNA, 2305 nt
Organism: Hydra vulgaris (swiftwater hydra)
Lineage: Eukaryota; Metazoa; Cnidaria; Hydrozoa; Anthoathecata; Hydridae
Source: RefSeq, a predicted model, not a curated record